AUGGCGGAAAUCCGUCGCAAGCUAGUCAUUGUUGGUGACGGUGCCUGUGGAAAGACCUGUCUGCUCAUUGUAUUCAGCAAGGGUACCUUCCCAGAGGUCUACGUCCCAACCGUCUUCGAGAACUACGUCGCCGAUGUUGAGGUGGAUGGCAAACACGUUGAGCUAGCACUAUGGGAUACCGCAGGCCAGGAAGACUACGACCGACUCCGACCGCUUUCAUACCCCGACUCGCAUGUCAUCCUUAUCUGCUUCGCCGUUGACUCGCCCGACUCGCUCGACAACGUACAAGAGAAGUGGAUCUCAGAGGUGUUGCACUUCUGCCAGGGCCUGCCCAUCAUCCUUGUUGGAUGCAAAAAGGAUUUGAGAUACGACCAGAAGACUAUUGAGGAGCUGCACAAGACCUCGCAGAAGCCGGUGACACCAGAGCAGGCUGAGGACGUCCGCAAGAAGAUCGGUGCCCAGAAGUACCUCGAGUGUUCCGCCAAGACAAACGAAGGCGUCAGGGAAGUCUUCGAGCACGCCACGCGCGCUGCGCUACUCACACGAAAGAAGGAGAAGAAGAAGUGCUCCAUCCUGUAA
Fulvia fulva is the source of this 579-nucleotide messenger RNA. RefSeq names its product GTP-binding protein rhoA. Gene Ontology annotation, molecular function: GTPase activity; GTP binding. The record is from RefSeq and is a predicted model, not a curated record. Lineage: Eukaryota; Fungi; Ascomycota; Dothideomycetes; Mycosphaerellales; Mycosphaerellaceae. The transcript has 5 exons. Bases 1 to 579 code for a protein of 192 amino acids. Gene Ontology annotation, biological process: small GTPase-mediated signal transduction.